Molecule: messenger RNA, 3725 nt
Organism: Paramuricea clavata
Lineage: Eukaryota; Metazoa; Cnidaria; Anthozoa; Malacalcyonacea; Plexauridae
Source: the annotation of a GenBank genome assembly
AUGACUCACCUCAUUAUUGCUAAGGAAAACCCUUGGUUAAUGAACAACCCCUAUCAUGAAGAUAAAAGCAAGGCUCUAACAUAUCAAUUGGGCAAAUUCUGGGAAGUUGAAUCGAUAGGUAUACAGAACGACGACAGUUUGAUAGCGAACAAAGAAUUUCUACGAGAAAUACGUUACGAUUCGGAAAACCGUUAUGAAGUGAAUUUACUGUGGAAGUCUGGACAGAUACCAAGGUCUAAUGUAUAUAUAUAUAUAUAUCAUGUGUUAAUCGUUUACGACAGCUUCAUAGGAAACUGAAGGGAAAUGAAGAACUUCUCUGUGAGUACAACAAGGUAAUCCAGCAGCAAACGAAGGACGGAAUUGUGGAGCGUGUUCUUGAUCAAAACGAGCCAGAUGAAGUGACAUACUACCUUCCCCACCACGGAGUAAUUCGAAGCGAUAAGGAAACAACGAAAUUACGAGUUGUAUUUGAUGGGUCCGCCAAGCCAGAUAACACUAAUUUAUCGAUCAACGAAUGUUUAGAAACAGGGCCUAAUCUGGUACCACAUCUGUUUGAUGUUGUUGUUAAAUUCCGAGGAUAUCCCAUUGCUAUGAUCGCCGAUGUCGAAAAGGCUUUUCAUCAAGUCCUAAUUGCACCUGAAGAUCGACGGAUGAUGCGAUUUUUGGGGUUUGAUGAUGUGAACAAAGCUAAUCCAGAGAUCGUGAAGUACCAAUUUUGCCGUUUGCCCUUUGGUCUUACUUCAAGUCCAGCCAUCCUAUCCUCGGUAUUGCAGCAUCACUUUAAUAAACAACAAUAUCAAGCUCCUGAAGUCGUAUCCUUGCUUCAAGAGUCAUUUUACGUGGACGAUUUAGCAACUGGUGCAUCAACUGAUGAGGAAGCAAAUCGAAUUUACGAACAGUCAUCUGAGUUAAUGAAUCGGGGAGGAUUUCGCCUUAGGAAGUGGUAUACCAAUUUGGAGGCCUUACGCGCGAAAAUCAACGUCACCGUUAACAAUAAUCCAGAGAAUGUUGUGAAUUCAGAGACGGUGUCAGGUAAACCUGGUGACGUAGUAAAAUCUGCUACCCCCGGGAGUAAGCAUGAACCGGAGGAAAACCUUGAAUCACCAGUCAAUUCAGUUAAGGUAUUGGGAGUGAGCUGGAACGUUAAAACAGAUACUUUACAUCAAGAGCAUUCAGAUCUGGUGAAGUAUGCCGAAACGUUGCCCCCUACGAAAAGAUCAGUUCUUAAGUUGUCUGCGAAGAUUUUCGACCCUAUCGGUUUGAUAACACCCCUUACUAUCCAUACGAAGGUACUGUUUCAAGUGUUGUGUUCGUCCGACUACGAUUGGGAUGAUGAAUUGACGCCAGAGUUGUUAUCGUGGUGGAAUCGACUGAUAGCAGAUAUGAACGCAUUGAAGAAUAUUCGAGUUCCUAGAUGUUAUUUCUCUUGGAGGGAAGGCGAUCCAGUUGGUCAUCAGCUACAUGGUUUCAGUGAUGCAUCGUGCAAGGCAUAUGCGUGGAUAGUCUACUUGCGUACGGAACAUGCGAAUGGAGACAUUGAGGUGAACCUAGUUGCAUCCAAGGCUCGUGUGGCACCCAUAAAACGACAAUCUAUCCCUCGCUUAGAAUUACUCGGAGCCACCAUUUUGGCUAGACUUGUGAAAACUAUCCAGAAAUCUCUUGUGUCUUUGAAGAUACCACCCGAAGUGUAUUAUUGGACAGACUCGCUUACAACCCUUUGUUGGAUUCGAAACAACAAGGUUUGGAAACCAUAUGUACAGCAUAGAGUCGAGGAAAUACGAGAACAUUCUGAUCCAACCCAUUGGAGAUUUGUGCAAGGAGAACUAAAUCCUGCGGACUUGCCCUCGCGAGGUUGCAAUGCAAAAGAACUUUCAAAGAAUCAAACCUGGUGGAGCGGACCAGAGUUUUUGAAACAUUCCGAGGAGAGUUGGCCUGAACAACCACUGACGAAUGGUAUAGAUAACGAAGAAGUUGCUCUCUCAGAAAUGAGGAAGACACCACCUGCAGUUGUUCGAUCUCUUGUGAACUUAUCACAACGUGGCGAGAUUUUAGAAAGAAUUGACGAGAUCAUAGAUUGCAAGAGAUACAGUACGAAAUUACGGUUACUGCGAGUGUCAGCAACUGUCCAAAGAUGCGCAAAGAUCUGGAGACAUGAUGAUCGCGUGCCAAAAAACACAGAAUUAACGGCAGAUGAGUUGAAGCAAGCCGAAAGAAUGUGGAUUAAAGCUAUUCAAGAACAGACGUUCCCAGACGAGUUACAAUAUCUAAAGGGAUCGAAAAAAUCACCGAAACAGAUCGUGACUCAAUUAUCGUUGUAUUUGGAUGAGCAUGGAAUCAUAAGAUGCGAAGGACGAAUCCAGCACUCAUCUCAUGAAGAUGUAACAAAGCAACCUAUUCUUUUACCAUCGAGACACUGGUAUACCGACCUACUAAUUUGCGAGAGGCACAGGACAGUGCAUCACGAUGGGAUCCGAGAAACCGUGAAUUGCAUUCGAGAAGAUUAUUGGAUAUUACGUGCUCGAGAAUCAGUUAAAAGAGUGCUCAAGAAGUGUGUCGUGUGCAAACGAAUGGAAGGCAAACCCUUUGCAACCCCUAAGAUUCCACAAUUGCCACCUGAGCGUGUAAGUGAAGAACCACCAUUUACGAACACGGGAAUUGACUUUGCCGGUCCACUGUACGUGAAAUUACAGAGUCAAUCCGGUAGCAAGGAUUCCGAAAAGGUCUAUAUUGCUCUUUUCACUUGUGCAUCAACGAGAGCAGUUCAUUUAGAACUUGUCGAGAAUCUGUCGGUCCCAACAUUCUUUCAAGCAUUCAGAAGAUUUACGAGUCGGAGAGGUUUACCAAGUACGAUAUUUACAGAUAACGCCAAGACCUUUAAAGCAGCUUCACGAGAAAUAACGAGUAUAUACACAUCGAAGGAAACCGAAAGAUAUUUUGUCAACAGAGUCGUCGUGUGGAAGUAUAUAAUCGAGAAAGCUCCUUGGCACGGCGGGUUUUACGAGAGAAUGGUACGCAGCUGUGUAAAACGUUUGAAAAAGUCAAUCGGAACUGGUUCUGUAACAUUCGGAGAGCUCAGAACCCUGCUCGUUGAAAUUGAAACUACCAUCAACAAUCGUCUAUUAAGUUCAUUAACAUUCAUCUACGAUGACGAAGAAGGAGUAUCGUAUGCUCUCACACCGUCACAUCUCAUUUAUGGACGUCAAAUUUCGUCUCAUUUGAAUCACCGACAUUACGAAGUAGUCAGCACAAUCAAAACUCUAACGAAAAGAGCGAAGCACCAGCAGCGAAUGCUUGAUCAGUUCACUAAACAGUGGAGAAAGGAAGAUUUACUCAGUCUUCGAGAGUCGGCGAAAUUAUCCGCGAAACCGUCAAAAGAAACGAUUAAGAUUAAGAUUGCUGAUAUUGUUAUCCUCAGAAAUGACAGUACCAAACGUGUAUUUUGGAAGUUCGGAAAGGUGGAAGAACUCAUUCCAAGCAAGGAUGGAAUUAUACGAGCGGCAAGAGUAAAGGUUCAAGGAGACGGUGGAAAGCAAGUAAUUCUGCGAAGACCGAUACAGCAUCUCAUCCCACUUGAAGUCAAAGCGCAGUUACCAGAACCCGAAUGCAAUCAACCCCCAGUUAACAGCGUUGAAGAAGAAGAAACGGAAAGUGCAAGACCAAGAAGAAAAGCAGCGAUAGCUGCAGACCGUUUUAGAGCUGAGUUAUACCAACGAUAUACUAUUUAG